UAUGAACAAGUAACAGACAUGUUGAAUAGGAAACAACCAAUGAAUGAAAUUUAAUAUUCUGUAACUGCAAAUAACAAGAUCAUAGGAGAAACCACAAGAGUUUAAGUUGAAGAGGUGGUGGAAUAGAAGAACAAGAUCAAACAAAAUCCAUGGCUGUUGCUGCUGCUGCUACAAAUGCAAUAGUGAAGUAUGGAAUCAUAGGAGUUGGGAUGAUGGGAAGGGAGCAUCUGAUAAACCUGCACCAUCUUCGUACCGAAGGUGUGGCGGUGGUCGCCAUCGCUGACCCUCACCUUCCCUCACAACAACUCGCCCUUGAUUUGGCACACUCCUUUGAUUGGCCCCUCAAGGUCUUUUCAGGUCACCAGGAGCUGUUGGAGAGUGGCAUGUGUGAUGUUCUGGUGGUAUCAAGUCCUAACAUGACACAUUACAGGAUUCUCAUGGACAUAAUCAAUCAUUCUAUACCCCAUCAUGUACUUGUAGAAAAGCCACUCUGCACUACUGUCUCUCAUUGCAAAGAGGUUGUUCAGGCUGCUAGAAAGAGACCAGAUAUAUUGGUACAGGUUGGACUGGAAUAUAGAUACAUGCCCCCUGUUGCAAAACUUAAAGAAAUAGUUAAGGGAGGAAGCCUUGGACAUGUCAGAAUGGUAUCAAUUCGGGAGCACCGGUUCCCUUUCUUGGUUAAGGUAAACAAUUGGAAUCGGUUCAAUGUUAACUCCGGGGGCACUCUGGUAGAGAAGUGUUGCCACUUCUUUGAUCUGAUGAGGCUGUUUGUUGGUGCGAAUCCUGUUCGUGUGAUGGCUUCUGGAGCUAUUGAUGUUAAUCACAAAGAUGAAAUAUAUGAUGGAAAGGUGCCAGAUAUUAUUGACAAUGCAUAUGUUAUAGUUGAAUUUGACAAUGGUUCUCGAGGAAUGCUUGACCUUUGUAUGUUUGCUGAAGGGAGUAAAAAUGAGCAAGAAAUAUCUGUUGUGGGUGAUAUUGGAAAGGGAGAGGCCUUUGUUCCUGAGAGCAUUGUGCGGUUUGGAACACGCGAUGCGGGGAGAGAUGGUGUACAGACUUUGAAAGCUGAGGAUCAACGGAUAAAAUAUGAUGGAUUACACCAUGGGUCUAGCUAUCUGGAGCACCUGAAUUUCUUGUCUGCAAUUAGGGAAAAAGGUGAGAAGGCUCCUGCUGUAGAUCUCCAAGAUGGAUUAAUAUCUGUUGCUAUUGGAGUUGCAGCUCAGCUUUCAAUAGAAUAUGGUCGAUUUGUUACUAUUGAGGAAGUCAUGGAAGAGCUCCAAGUUUGAGGGAAUUGAAACUUGGAAGUGAAAACAAUUGCUGUCUCUAGUGUCUUACUUCUUUGACAUAUAGUAGGAUACAGUUCCUUCCAUCACUACCUGAUAAAAAAAAGUGCUGAAUAAUUUAUGGAAAUUACAAUUCUUCCACCUAAAUUUUAGUCCAUUGGAAAUUUAGGUAAAUUUUAGUCCAUUGGAAAUUUAGGUCUCGGAUAAUUCUUUAUCAGUUCUCUGAUUUUUUUUUUUUUACAAAACAGUACUCAAACGCACUCUUAAGAUUCACUGUUUUCUGAAAUUUAUUUUCUGUGAAUGAAACAGUUAAAUGUCAAAAGAGAUCUUAUGCAUGUACAUAUUUGAUCAUUUUGGACC
Messenger RNA from Lotus japonicus, 1640 nucleotides. RefSeq lists its product as uncharacterized. The transcript has 7 exons. The coding region runs from base 150 to 1283 and encodes 377 amino acids. The record is from RefSeq and is a predicted model, not a curated record. Gene Ontology annotation, molecular function: nucleotide binding. NCBI's taxonomy places the organism in Eukaryota, Viridiplantae, Streptophyta, Magnoliopsida, Fabales, Fabaceae.